Molecule: messenger RNA, 69 nt
Organism: Staurois parvus
Lineage: Eukaryota; Metazoa; Chordata; Amphibia; Anura; Ranidae
Source: the annotation of a GenBank genome assembly
AUGAAGACACUUUGGAAAAGGCCAUCUCAGAACUUAAGGAAAAAGAAGCCUCUGUGGAUAAAGAAAUAG